AUGAAGUCUUCAGUUGCAACUCAUUCUUCACCAUCCCGAGUGUCGUUAAUCAGUCUAUCGUCGAAUGACAAAGAAAACACAUCAUUAUUGAUCGAAUUAGAUCAGACAAAAGUACAUGAUCUAUCUGUUGUUGAUGAUGAACAACAAAAGAAUAGAAAUGAAGAAUUACAAUUUAUUGAAUAUCAUCAGAUAGCUCUGGAUAUAUUACAGAAACAUUCUAUAGAUCAUAAUUAUUUAAAAGAGAUUCAUACACAUCCAAAUUUGAUGAAAUUUCUUAUUAAUCCUGAUCCAUUAACAAUGGGAAAUCGUGCAUCCUAUAAUGAUAUUCAUGAAUUUGUUACUCAACAUUUAAAUUCAGAUCCAGAAUCUGGUUUAUACAAAUUUAUUUGUCGUCGUGUAUCACAACAAUUGGUUGUUGUUCAUGGACGUAUUAUUCGACGUAUAAAUAGAAAUGCACGACAUGUUUAUCGAACGAAUUUGAAAGCUCGAGAAUUAUACAGUAAAAUAUCAACAUUAAAAGAACGUAUUAAUCAUGAAAUUAGUAAACGUUAUAAAAAUCAUCCAUAUCUAAAAUAUUUAUUAACUGAUCAAGAAUUUAAUUCUAUUAUUGAAUUUUUAUCAGAUACGGAUGAUAAUUCAUUUUUUAAACGUGCACCAGUUACUGAAAUUUAUCUUUUUAUUCGAAAAUAUAUAAAUAAUAGUAAUAUAUCAGAAAUGUCUAGAAAAAUUUCACGUAUUCUUCAAUCAAUUCAUCAAUCAUUAUUAAGAUUUACGUCGAAAGAUGAAUAUAAAAAAUCAAAACGGACGAUAAUAGUUAGUAAAAAAUCAACAAAAAAAGUAAAAUCAACAGAUAAAAAAGUUGAUAUGUUGUUUAUUUCAAAUUAUAUUGAUAAAGUAUCGUGGAAAUAUUCUCGUUUAGCAAAAAUUUUAGAAGAUGAUACCGUCAUUGACUAUCUUCUUCAAAUUAAUCCAAAUACUUACUAUACAAAUUUAUCACUUAACUUUAUUAAAUUAUUGAUAGAAAAAAACGAAAAUGAAACAUGUACAGAAGUUGAUUUAAAACGAAUUCAAGAUCAUUUAUUAAGUAUACAUCAAACUUAUCUACAUUCAGUAAUAAAAAUAUAG
Molecule: messenger RNA, 1125 nt
Organism: Didymodactylos carnosus
Lineage: Eukaryota; Metazoa; Rotifera; Eurotatoria; Philodinida; Philodinidae
Source: the annotation of a GenBank genome assembly